Molecule: messenger RNA, 2674 nt
Organism: Orussus abietinus
Lineage: Eukaryota; Metazoa; Arthropoda; Insecta; Hymenoptera; Orussidae
Exons: 6
Coding region: 1263-2438 (391 amino acids)
Source: RefSeq, a predicted model, not a curated record
CGGCAGGAGUUAAAAGUAUUCAUGAAAUUCACGGAAAAACAGGAUCUCAUCAUCGAAAGCGUCGGUUUUAUAUCAAUUCCAUCGAGUGACGUCAAUGGAACGUUAUGUCACGAUUCAUCCUUAAGAGCGGACGAAUACAGGUGUUUCUAUCUUUAGAAAGAGGAAAGAGGAUGAAAUAUUUCUCAAGGCGGAAACAAAGAAAGCGAAGGUCCAUAAGGAGUCGCUUUACGGCAACAUUCUCCCGCAACCGUCAGGACUACAAAUUCGUGUUUCUUGUCAACGCGACCUUGCGGAUCGCCACUUUAAAAUUCGGUAUCUCGACACGGGACCGGUCUGCAAGUGAAGCACACGGUGGCCCAAAUAUUUCGAUAGACCUACGGCGAAUUUAUUUCCGAUCAAUAGCCAUAGGCGAUAAGUCAUCCCGACGUUCACUGAAGAGAUUAUCACAUUAUCAGAGAACUCGCCCGUUGCGUGAGUAAGCGCAAACAUCUCCCCGUUACGAAAACGUAUUGCCAGUGAAACGUCGACGUUACUCACGACAGCACGCGUCGAAGGACCGAUCGCGCAUCGGUGUUUCGAGACCUCCGGAGUGGCGGCGCGCUCUCCUAUUUAUUUACCCAUUUCUCGCAAAGUGAGCCCACGACCAAAUGACUGUAAUUGAAUUUUCAUAAAACCUCAUCGCGGGUGAAAUAUGGCCGAACGAGCGGGACGUCCAACCCUAACCCGCGACUCAACGGACCGACUGUUGGCCUCGACAAAGUUUGAAUAAGGAUUCGCUCCGAUUAAACUACCACCCCGAAGGACUCCGCAAUCGUUGGAAUUACAAUCCCUCGUCGCAACUAUCGCCGACAACGAGAACACCUUGACGGAAUUCAUCGAUUACUCGAGAUUAACGUUCAUCAGUUUCAAAGAAGAGACCCUCGAAUGCAGCCCAAUUAAUCCGCUGGCAAUGACGAGCAGAAAGUAUAUUAAUAAAAAUGUCUCGCUCUCUCUAAGUAAAUAAUAAAACGCGAUAUGUCAAACAAUAAACCUAUCUGGGCGCGCAAGAUAAAAGUAUCUCACGGUACAGUAAUUUACUUUUGCCGGGCCGUAUAGGAAACAUGCGGACUAGAAGGUCCCGCGGAAGACUUAGUUGAUAAACAGGGAGUGUGAAAAAAAAAAAAAAGUGGGAAAAUUUCCGCACCGCGGUCGACGCCUUUCGGUAUCAUUAUUGCAGACUGGUGGGAUUUGCUUUACCUCCGCGCGCGAUUUGAUUUAUCGAAAUGCGCGAUAAUGUCGAGAACAGGAGAGAUCAUAGUCUGCUAUGCUUGGCAACAAUUUACGCCGUUCACGCGGUACUCCUUCACGUUAUCUUGCCUUCGCAAGUUCCGGUAACCAAGGUGUCGUUCGAGAUGGACGUCGAGGGAUUCGUCCCAAAAUUCGGCGACCCAGGGGGAAGCGAUGCCGGGCACCGGGAUGAGUUCGUUGAAAGACCCCGCCGCACCGUCUAUCACGAAAGGACGAACUUUUCGAACCUGGAAGGAGUGGUCCGCGUUGUUAUCCCGGCAGCCACCGAACCAAGACUGUCUUUAAAUCGGGCCGCUUCUCGUGACCCGAGGAAACCGCCCACCUGGCUUGGAAAGGAUGUCGGGAAAGAUGAACAGCUGACCAAAGAAGACGUCGAGCGACGGCGCUCCUACGUCGAAGCGAAUCCUGCACACUCAGCCGGUCUUGCCGAGGAUGCGAGGGGUAGGUCAGGGGCCGCUGCAUCCCGACCACGUGACUCUCGUGACGUCUCGGAGUCUGGGGCAGUAUUUCGGAUUCUCGUUCCUCUUAGCUGUAAGAAUUCGACGACGGAUCGCGUGACGUUUACCACGUUGACCGCUCGGCUUGCCUCGAAUGAAACGAAAAUCGCCGAAGCACGUAUACGAGUCGCUGCAAAAUCCAAAUCUUCGCAAUGGAUAGUUAUCGUGCACUUCGUCGAUGCCCGUAAGAACAAGUCAUCGAACAAAGGACAACACUUGAGGUGUAAGGUUGUACAUACUAUUGAGCAAAGUCCAAAUCGCAUAUUGUUGGACUUGAACUCUUCCGUUUCUGCCUGUGUAGUAGAUAUUAGACAAACCACGGCUAUCGCGCACAUGUGUCAGAUCGCAGCCCAGAAUUCAUCGCCCCAGGCGGAACUACUGCAGAGUAUCUUCUCCCAGGAGAGAGAAUACUGUUCGACGUGUGCCUACGUUUAUUUGUACUUCCAUGGAAAAAUUGUGGACGUAAAUAACGUAUCCUCCUCGAAACCUUCCAACGUCGAUUUUGGAACAGGCCACAGUUCGGCAACCACUACCGCAAAAGGCAUGAAUCCCGCGGCUUGGGGAAUUUUCUUAGGAUGUUUAGUGUUUCUUUUAACGUUCACCGAUCACGAGAAAACAAAGAUCUCGUUGGAUCAGUGUAAAUCGAACUCUUGAAGUAAAUUUUCUUCUUCUCGUUGUCGGUUAUCCCUGCCCCGAGGAUCGGCAUAUGUCUUUGACGACAUGAGACGAGCCGUGGCAAUUUAUGGAAACAGUGAACUUUAAAUACACGUAUAAUAUUAUCUCGGCAUUGAAAAGUCUGCUAGAGAAAAAAAAUUACAUCAGUUUGUAUUACGACAGGAUUUCGAAAUACAUUUUUGGCAUGACAGUUUGUAGGGAAUGCCUUCAAAGUA